AUGUCGGCAGAACCUUCGGUUAACAACAACCGUCAACCUAACCCAUCAGUUAAUCCUGCUCGUCAUAGCGAACCUGUAAACUUUGGAGAUGACAUGAUCGAUCGGAUUGCCGUCCGAGUUGCGCAAAUCCUUGCCAACGCACAGGGACGUGAACGACAGAAUACAGAACGAUCAGGGCAAUCUGAGGGAAGCACUGCACCUACACCUACACCAACUCCACGAGAAGAACCUCGCCCGGAAAAGAAGGUAGAUGAUACGAAAGUAUAUAAAGCUAUAGAAAAAGAAAUCUCUAAAGAAUGUAAUUACAAGACUUCCAUUUCAUGUAAUCCUCCUUCAUUCGACGGGAAGAAAGGUGCUAUUGAGGCACAUGAAUGGCUAAGUGAGGUAGAAGCCAUUCUAGACGUCAGUGAUUGCCAUGAAAGAAAUAAAGUUAGGUUUGCUGUUCAUUUGUUUAAAUCCGAAGCCUUAUUUUGGUGGAGGAUACAAAAGCAAACUAGAGGUGAUGAUCUGGCACAUCGCCUGAGUUGGAAGGAGUUUUCAGAACUGUUUACAAAUUACUUCUGUCCACCAAGCGAAAUUGACAGAAUAGAAAAGGAAUUUUUGCAUCUUGAACUCGGGAAUAAGACAUACCGGGAAUAUGUCACCAAAUUCAAUGAAAUGUCUCGAAUAGUGUCUUACUUGGUGAAACCUGAAGAAAAUCGUAUUCGAAGAUUCCUGUGGGGACUCCCCACAGAAUAUCGCACGUUUAUCAAGUCUACCAAACCAACUACCUAUCAUGAUGCGGUAGAGGCUGGGGCAAUUAUCGCCACUGAGAUCCAACCAAAGAAAACCCCAGAAACUAUCCCGAAAAGGAAAUGGGAAAACUACCAAGAACAAAAGAAACCCAAUUACAGAGAUUUCAAGAGGCAACGAGGACCCCCACCUAGGUGCCCAACUUGUGGAAAAGGACAUUCCGGUCCAUGUAACCAGUUAGUCUGUAGAAACUGUAAGAAACUUGGACACAACUAUCGUGAUUGUAGAGAGCCACGUAAGUGUUUUAAAUGUGGAGAGACGGGCCACUAUAGUGAUAGCUGUCCUAAAAGGAAUGAGGAACCUAAUAAAGCAAGAGGGAGAGCUUUUGUUCUGAAUACUGAAGAGGCUCGUAGGAACCCUGAUGUCAUAACAGGUACAUUUCUCCUUAACAACUUUUAUGCUAAAAUACUAUUUGAUACUGGUGUUGAUAGAAGUUUUAUAUUUGAGCACUUUAGAGUUUUGAUUAAUCAGACUCCUUGUAAGCUAGAUAAGCCAUUUAUAGUAGAACUAGCAGAUGGGAGGGAAGAAGAAAUUGUGAGUGUGGUAAAGGAUUGUACCGUCCAGAUUAGUAAGACCCCAAUAUCCAUAGACUUACUACCACUGAAACUUGGAGAGUUCGAUGUAGUAAUAGGAAUGGAUUGGUUAUCUAGUCACCAAGCUCAAAUAUUGUGUGAUAAGAAGCAAAUUCAAAUUAAGGACCCAAAAGGGGGAAUUGUAACAAUUGAUGGGGAAAGACCUAGCAAACCCAUAAGGUCAUUUAGCGUACCUAGUAUAUUCACUAGAGGCAAAGGAAGAAAAAAACUAGAAGAGGUAGUAGUAGUGGCUGAAUUCCCUGAAGUAUUCCCUGAAGAUCUUCCCGGAUUACCACCUGACAGACAAAUUGAGUUUAGAAUCGACUUGAUCCCAGGAGCAACCCCUAUUGUCAAAGCCCCGUACCGCCUUGCCCCGACUGAAAUGAAAGAGUUGAGAAACCAACUCCAGGAGUUACUGGACAAAGGAUUCAUACAAGAUAUACCCAAGACUGCCUUUAGGACAAGGUAUGGUCACUACGUGUUCCUAGUGAUGCCUUUCGGCCUCACUAAUGCACCAGCUGCCUUCAUGGACCUUAUGAACCAAGUCUGCAAACCAUACUUGGAUCAAUUUGUAAUCGUCUUCAUAGAUGAUAUCCUAAUCUACUCUAAGAGUAGAGAAACACACGAGGGUCAUCUCCGUGCCAUUCUUAAGUUACUAAAAGAAGAAAAACUUUAUGCCAAGUUCAGUAAGUGUGAAUUCUGGACUAGGGAAGUCCAAUUUUUAAGGCAUGUUGUUAAUGAAAAAGGCAUACAAGUGGACCCUACAAAGAUUGAAGUAGUUAAGAAUUGGGAGGCACCAAGAAAUCCCACAGAAAUUCGACGUUUCCUAGGGCUAGCAGGGUAUUAUAGAAGGUUCAUUCAAGAUUUCACUAAGAUAGCGAUGCCUCUAACGACACUGACUCAGAAAAAUACCCCAUUUGUCUGGGGCAGCCAACAAGAAGAAGCUUUUAAUCUUUUGAAAACAAAGUUAUCCAGUGCCCCAGUACUUGCAUUACCCGAGGGUACUGAAGAUUUUGUAGUAUAUUGUGAUGCUUCUCAUUAUGGACUAGGGUGUGUGUUGAUGCAAAGAGGCAAAGUUAUCGCCUAUGCAUCUCGACAGUUAAAGAUACAUGAAAGAAAUUACACCACCCAUGAUCUAGAACUCGGAGCAAUAGUAUUUGCCCUCAAGAUAUGGAGGCAUUACUUAUAUGGAACUAAGUGUGUGAUCUACACUGAUCACCAAAGCCUAAAGUAUAUAUUUGAGCAAAAGAUGUUGAACAUGAGACAGAGGAGAUGGAUGGAGUUGUUGAAUGACUAUGAUUGUGAAAUUCGUUACCAUCCAGGAAAAGCUAAUGAAUUGGGAACAAAAGUAAAUUUAAGUACGGCUUAUCACCCACAGACAGAUGGCCAAAGUGAAAGA
Messenger RNA from Helianthus annuus (common sunflower), 2763 nucleotides. RefSeq lists its product as uncharacterized. The annotation marks the transcript as partial. The transcript is spliced from 4 exons. The record is from RefSeq and is a predicted model, not a curated record. NCBI's taxonomy places the organism in Eukaryota, Viridiplantae, Streptophyta, Magnoliopsida, Asterales, Asteraceae. Gene Ontology annotation, molecular function: zinc ion binding; nucleic acid binding.